Molecule: messenger RNA, 614 nt
Organism: Pelmatolapia mariae (spotted tilapia)
Lineage: Eukaryota; Metazoa; Chordata; Actinopteri; Cichliformes; Cichlidae
Product: histone deacetylase 11-like
Exons: 4
Coding region: 75-614 (179 amino acids)
Cellular component (GO): histone deacetylase complex
Molecular function (GO): histone deacetylase activity
Source: RefSeq, a predicted model, not a curated record
UGAUGCAGCAUCUGCCUUCUCUGCUUUCACAGCCUUUGAGCUAAUGUUGGCUCCUCGGUGACACUGUGCCCACCAUGAAAAGUGAUGGAACAGCCGGAAAUGGACACGAGUGUGACUUUUUGGACGACAGGCGAGUGUUCAUCAUGGAUAUGUAUAAUCGCUACAUUUAUCCUGGAGACGAAUAUGCCAAAAGAGCAAUAAAAAGGAAGGUAGAGCUGGACUGGGGCACUGAAGACUCAGAGUACCUUCAGAAGGUUGAGCUCCACAUGGAGGGAACACUGAAUGAGGUCUUGCCUGAUAUCAUCAUUUAUAAUGCAGGGACAGACAUCUUGGAUGGGGACCCACUUGGAGGACUCUCAAUAUCACCACAGGGCAUUAUAAAGAGAGAUGAGCUCGUGUUCAGGGCUGCGAAGCGUCGGGGGAUCCCCGUACUCAUGAUGACAUCUGGAGGAUAUCAGAAGAAAACAGCCCACAUAAUCGCCGACUCCAUCCUCAACCUGCACCGGCAAGGUCUAAUAGAAGGCAAUGCCGCGGAAGGAGAGGGAUCGACACCGCUGACGACCCACAUGACGUCCACCUCUGGAUCGGCGGGGUCAACAUCCACAGCUGUCUGA